AGCGGCAGUGGCGACACCGGCCCCGCCUCGCCCCCAUCCGCCAGCGCCGCCUCUCCGCGCCGCGCACGCCGGGAUUGGCCCUGCCCAGCGCCGCCGCUCCACGGGCCGCGGUCCCGCAGGCAAGAUGCAGGACCCAGAGAAAGACACCGAGUGGAAUGACAUCCUGCGCAAGAAAGGUAUCCUUCCUCCAAAGGAAAACCGAGAAGAGCAGGAGCGUGCAAAGGAAGAGGAGCAGUUUGAAAUCCUUCAGAAAUCUCUCGUGAAAACGUAUGAGGACAUGACUCUGGAGGAGCUAGAAGAAAACGAAGAUGAAUUUAAUGAGGAAGAUGAGAAAGCUAUCGAAAUGUACAGACAGCAAAGAUUAGCAGAAAUGAAAGCAGCUCAAAUGAAGAAUAAAUUUGGAGAAGUUCUGGAGAUUUCAGGAAAGGAUUAUGUUCAAGAGGUUACGAAAGCUGGGAAAGGUAUAUGGGUAGUCCUGCACCUCUACAAACAGGGAAUUCCACUCUGUGCCUUAAUAAACCAACAUUUAAGUGGACUUGCAAAAAAGUUCAGAGAUGUGAAAUUCAUCAAAGCUAUCUCUACCACCUGUAUACCCAACUAUCCCGAUAAGAAUCUGCCUACGAUAUUUGUCUACCUUGAAGGAGACAUCAGAGCUCAGUUCAUUGGGCCUUUGGUGUUUGGUGGCAUGAACUUGACGAGGGAUGAACUGGAGUGGAAGAUCUCAGAGUCAGGUGCCAUCAAGACAGACCUUGAGGAGAACCCCAGGAAACAGAUCCAGGACCAGCUCAUGUCCUCCAUAAGGGCAUGCGUCCAAACCAGGGGAGAGAGUGACUCAGAGGAUGACUAACUGCAUCAGCAUCAGGAUUGAUACAGUACACUUGCAGCCAGUGUUCCUGCCUAGAGGACUGGAGGUGCUCAUCAAGAUCUUCCUGAACCCCAGAAGUGGAGCAUUUCAAGACAGCCAUUUAUCUAGAAAUUUAAAGUCGGUGUUUUUUUUAUUCUGGUGAUGUGGGUAAUUUUCCUGAAAAAAAUUACUGCAGCUUCACUUGAGAUCAUGAAAGACUUUUUAUAUUACAAAGCCUCAGUAAAUCUUACUCCAAGUUUUAAAAUAUAGGUAUUGGUAGAUACAAAAA
Messenger RNA from Phasianus colchicus (ring-necked pheasant), 1133 nucleotides. RefSeq names its product phosducin like 3 (gene PDCL3). The record is from RefSeq and is a predicted model, not a curated record. Gene Ontology annotation, biological process: positive regulation of gene expression; protein folding; angiogenesis. Gene Ontology annotation, cellular component: cytoplasm. Lineage: Eukaryota; Metazoa; Chordata; Aves; Galliformes; Phasianidae. Gene Ontology annotation, molecular function: protein folding chaperone; vascular endothelial growth factor receptor 2 binding.